AUGUCUGAGUACUCUGACUCUACGUUCGAGUCCUUUGACUCCACGUCUGAGGACUCUGACUCUGACUCUGCGUCUCAGUACUCUGACCCUGACCCUACUCCCGGAUCAGAAUCAAAGCACAUAUAUCUCUUCGAGCUUCGCCACCUCUCCUGCCAACCCCGCCCGGCUUUAUGGGAACGUUCGGACUGCGCCCAAGUGAAGUCGGCCAACCUAUCGGCGUGUUUCGAAUAUCACAAUCCUCAAUACGAGUCCAGAGACGACAGAGCGCCUUCGAUCGACGAGGUCGUUAGGCAUCUCGCUGCAGAGCACUAUUCGUAUCACCAUCCUGGCACACCGUACAACGCGCUGUGGAUUGUCAGGUCGAGAAUCUGUUAG
Molecule: messenger RNA, 375 nt
Organism: Anthostomella pinea
Lineage: Eukaryota; Fungi; Ascomycota; Sordariomycetes; Xylariales; Xylariaceae
Source: the annotation of a GenBank genome assembly